Molecule: messenger RNA, 8858 nt
Organism: Danio aesculapii
Lineage: Eukaryota; Metazoa; Chordata; Actinopteri; Cypriniformes; Danionidae
Exons: 5
Coding region: 7361-8473 (370 amino acids)
Molecular function (GO): catalytic activity
Source: RefSeq, a predicted model, not a curated record
AUCAUUUAGACAAAAGGAAGCUUGUCAGUCUUUUCUGUACAGUCAGACAGGGGACUGCUCUAAUUAGUCUUCUUUUGAUUUACUUUAUUUUCGCCUUCUAUUAUUUUAUUAAUCCAUAUUUAUUGCUCUGUUGGAUUAUUUACACACCGUAUUGGAAAUGGCAUCCUUCCAAUAUACUGCUGAUUACCACAAUGAGGAUUACAUAUCAAGAAGAGCCAAGAUCUACAAGGUUAACUGAAGAAAAUGAAAACAUUAAAGACCGAGAGAGUAGAAGAAAGCUGUGGAGAUAUGCAUCCUGAAGCCAGUGUUGAUCAUGCAAGCACAUCUGGAAUUUCUGUCCAGUAUGUGAACAACCAAGAAGAGUUUUCAGAAGGCACUUUUGAUUCUACUGUACAGCUUUCAGUGCAGUGUGUGGAGAACCCGAGAGGCCUUCAUGGGAAAAUUGCAUAUGAUGAAAUAUUUUAUCCCAUCAAUCUCCAACCUCAGGCUGAGCCAGAUACUGAAGAUGAAGGCAUUAUAAUCAGCAUAGAAGAUGACCAAGGAGAGUAGUUUUAUUAAACUGCAAUGGAUGUGCAAUGGAUUCUCCACUUAAGAGCCAUAGAUCUAAAGUUGAAUGUCUUUGUUUAUAUGUGAAAAAAUGAAAUGAAGGAUAAAUUUUACAAAGGGAAUGAUGAUGAAGGAUGAGACUGAUUCUGCAGACUGAAUUUGGUUAAACAUUUUUAACAGAUUGAAAUAAAUAAUGUUCACCAGCACUUUAACAGAUAGGAAUGAAAUGAAGAAACACUGUUUAGUGAUGGAAGAACUGCAGCCAUAAUGACAAUUCAGGCUAAUAACAAAUAAAAAAAAACAAAAAAAAUGCUCUAAACCAGGGUUGUCCAAACGUGUUCUGGAAAACCAGUGUCCUGCUAAGUUUAGCUCCAACUUACUUCAACACACCUGCCAGUAGGACAUUUCUAGCAUAUUUAGUAAGAGGUGAAUUAGCUGGUUCAGGUGUGUUUGAUUAGGGUUGGAGCUAAACUCUCCAGGACACCAGCACUCCAGGUCUGAGUUUGGACACCCCUGCUCUAACCCAUAGGUCUGAUACACAGCUGAUGCAACUAAUCAAGGUGUUCAAGACAUUUGGAUCAGCUGUGUUUUUCCCUCCAGGAAUUGAGUUUGAGACCUAUAGUCUAAACAUUUUAAACUUUAGGAGUUUAAAAGCCAGUAUUUUCUAGAUUUGUGAUUUUUUUUUACGUUAUUGCAAUAACCAAACUAGAGCGUUAUGGUGGUGCAGUGGGUAGCACGAUCGCCUCACAGCAAGAAGGUCGCUGGUUUAAGCCCCGGCUGGAUUAGUUGGCAUUUCUGUGUGGAGUUUGCAUGUUCUCCCUUUGUUCAUAUGGGUUUCCUCCUGGUGCUAUGGUUUCCCUUACAGUCCAAAGACAUGCACAAUAGGUGAAUUGUAUAUGCUAAAUUGUCCGAAGUUUAUAUGUGUGAAUGGGAGUGUAUGGGUGUUUCCCAGUAAUGGGUUGCAGCUUGAAGGGCAUCUGCUGCGUUGAACAUAUGCUGGAUAAGUUGGCGGUUCAUUCCAUUGUGGCAACCCCUGACGAAUAAAGGGACUAAGUCAAAAAGAAAAUGAAUGAAUAACCAAACUAGGCAAGGUGGCUCAGUGUCUUCUCACCUCACAGCAAGGAAGUUGCUGUUUUGAGUCCCAGCUAGGCCAGUUGGCAUUUCUGUGUAAAAUUUGCAUGUAUUCCCCUUAUUUGCGUGGGUUUCCACUGUCCAAAGACAUGCAGUAUAGAUGAAAUAAAUAAACCAAAUUGGCCGUAGUCUGAGUGAGUGUGUGUGCAUGCGUGCGUGUGUGUGUGAAUUGACUGUGUAUGGGUGUUUUCCAAUACUAGGUUACGACUGGAAGGGCAUCCGCUGCAUAAAUCAUAUGCUGGAAUAGUUGGCAGUUCAUUACACUGUGGCGACCUCUGAAAUAGACUAAUCCAAAGGAAAAUGAAUGAAUAACCAAACUAAUGAAUUAUAAAAAGGUGAUAUUUUGACUAAACAACCUGAUAGCUAAAAGCAGCAGGUGCGAAGCAAAUUAUGGUCUGUGACCCACACUUAAAAAAAGGCUUUUUAUUGGCAUUGAUUGUUCUACAUUGAAAAUUAAUAUCUAUAUGAACAACAGGUUAUUUAUUAUGACAAAAUAUUCCUUGGAUUAUUAACAUGUUUUUUUUACAAUAAUAAAACAAAUUUUCUUUUCAGAACAAAGUUAAACUAUAUUUUGUUUGCUAUAUUAUAAAAGAUUGCAACCCCUUCCACAUAUUUAGCGAUUGAGGGCAAAAGUGAUCUCUGUUAUAGGAAAAAUAACUUAUUUGCCCUUUGUUCCAAAAUAUUAAAAGAAAAUAAUAACUGACUAUAAUGCAAUCACUAUUGUUUUUUUUUUUUGGUUAGCAUUUUGUUUUUCUGAGCAUUUUUUGCAGAGUAAAAUAAAGUAAUUUUCUUUGAUAUAUUGUAGUUUGUCAAAUGUUUUUUCCAGUAAAUCAAAUGUAGUUUUUAAUGCAUAUAUUGUAUGGUUGAAUUACACUUUUGAAUUACACUUAUUUAAAGAAUUAGUUCACCCACUAAUCAAAAUUAUUUUUAGAUAUUAUUAUACAAUAUUAUAUUUACUCACCCUCACAUGGUUUCAAAUCUUUAUGACUUUCUUUAUUCUGUUGAACACUAAAGAAAACAGAUGUCUAUUGAAGGAAAAUCAAAUACAAUGGAAGUCAAUGGGUACAAGUCUUCAGCUUCUUUAACAGAACAAAGUAAUUCAUAAAAGUUUGAAACAAGUGAAGUCCGAGUAAAUGGUUAAAGAAUUGUCAUUUCAGGCUGAACGAUCCAUUUAAAGCAAAAAUUGUAUAAAUGUUCCCUCUGGAUGUCCCAUUUGGCCAUUAUUGUAUGUCCCAUUACAACUUGGUGCAGAUACAUUAUAAAAUCAAAUCAGCAGAUUAUCAAAAAACAAAACAGGACCGGUGUCCUGCUUAGUUCCAAGUUUAGUUUCAACCCAAUUAGACACAACUGGACUAGCUAAUCAAGCUCUUAUUAUUAGGCUUUCUAGAAACAUCUGUGCAGGUGUGGUGAAGCAAGUUAGAGGCAAGAUCUGCAGAACACCGAUCCUGCAGGACCGAGUUUGGACAUCCCUGAUCUAGACAGUUCAAAAGAAUAUCAUCAUCAGCUACUAUUAAUAUACAUUUAAAAGAACCAUUUGAUAUUAUGCAUUUUGCACCCUCUUGUACACGUAUUAGGUACCUUAUAAAGUUUUGUAACCUCUUGAGGGUGAGUAAAUAAGAGUUUUUUUGGGGUUUUUUUUUCUGGUGAACUAUCCCUUAGAAGUGAUUUUAAAUGUGUUGUUGGUGCUAGACAAGCUGGUCUGAGUAUUUCAGAAACUGCUGAUCUACUACACACUACUAUCUUACAGAGAACAGUUUUAAAAAGAUUGUAAAAAAUACCCAGCUUUGUUGAUGCCAGAGGUCAGAGAAUAAACAGACUGAUUGAGACAACAGUGACUCAAAUAAUCUGUUUGUUAAAACAGAUCAGCAGAAGAGCAUCUUUGAAACACACAAAACAUCUUAUCUUGAAUACAGCAGCACACCAGUCAGUGACACCUCUGACAGAUAUAAAAAGAAAUCAUCAAUGUUGUACAAUAGACAAUUGGGGAAAGAUUUCUUAGCCAGAUGAGUCUCAAUUUCGGCAGCUACAUUUAGAUGGUAAGGGUAAAUUUUGGCGUAAACAUCAUAAAAGCAUGAAUCAAUUCUGUCUUAACCAUAUGUCACCUAAAUAGAAACAAUGGUUUUUUAAAACUGUACAUUCCUUAUUCCUGUCAUGCAAGCAAUGACUGUGAGGAAACCUAAUAUUAAGAAUAAGGCAUUAAAACUAUUACGAAGUCAUGCCACCACCUUGUGGUAACAUAAAUAUUAAUGUAUAACAUAACAUAAAUGUAAGAUGCUCAUGCAUGAGUGCAUUUAAUCAGUCCAGUUUUACUCAUAUGUGAGUAAUAAAGUCAAACUGUGGUCUGUUUCUACAUUACUUUAAUGUAAAUCAUUUUGUGUUUUUUUUCUCUUAUGAAUAUGAAACUUUAAAGGACUUUUAAUGGUUUGUCUGCAUGAAUAUUAAAUCUCAAAACCUCCUUUGUUGGAAUUUGAGUUAAUGCUACUCAAGUUGGCCACUCGUGCCUGGGGAGGACGAGGCCACAUUAGUGGUCCAGGAAUGCCACCUCUCGCUAAACCUGGCCGAUAUAUGCAAUGUCAACAAAGCUUGCUUUUUUGAUGGACCCAUAUCCCAGGCAGGCCUGUUUGGCAACUUCGUCGGGCCAGGAGUUCUCUGCAGGGCAUAAGCAGUCAAGUGCGAUGGAGCAGGUCAUCUACCAGUGGGCUCAGAAAAUGGCUCCUCCCCAGCCCCAUCCACUUUAGCCGGCUCCUUGUUCAGGGCGCCCACCUCUGGAUUCUGCUUCGUCAUCAUAGCCAGCUCCACUAGCUAAGUGGCAGCGUUGAGCCCCCAACAGAUAGAGCCCCCAAUAAGUCUGGUAAGCGGACCGAGAAACGACCCUGAGAUGGUCCACCAGGAGAAGAAAGAUAGCGCUGCCCAGUAUGUCAAGGUGGCUCAUUUGCACAAUCAAACCCAGCUUUGCAAUUCCCAAGAUCAUGGGUGUUUAUUUUACAGUAGUCAAAUCUGCAACCACCCCUUUCUUUCGUGAGAGAUUACUGUCCUCCUGGCAAAGGAUGCAAUUAAACCGGUCCCUCCAGCCAAGAGGAAUACAGUCCAUAUUUAAUUUUGCCCAAAAGAUCCUCAGAGGUGUGAGGUGAUGAAAUCCAUCCAUCCCUCUCUCCUCUCAUGUCCUUGGUAUCUCUCUGCUGCUCUAGCAGGUCAGCAGAGAGAUCUGUUAGAGUCACUCAACUCAGUUUCUUUAAGGAAUCUGUUUGUGAAGACAGCUCUGCUGGUCGCAUUGGCAUCUAUUAAGAGGGUCUGGGAUCUAGAGGCAUUUUUGGUCAGCGAACGGUGCCUGUAAUUUGGGCCAACUGACUUCUUAUCCUGAGGUCUCAGCCCGGCUAUGUGCCCAGGGUUCCUACCGGAGGACUGCUUCCUGCGGAGGAGGUAGAUCCUGUUCAUGCUCGGUGCUUUUAUGCAGAUCACACUCAGAGCUUAAGAUCCUCUAAGCAGCUCUUUAUCUGUUAUGGUGGUCGGCAGAAGAAAAGUGCCAUAUCCAAACAGCGGUUGACCCACUGGAUAGUGGAUGUCAUGACCCUCACUUAUCAGAGCUGGGCAAGCCAUGUCCCCCGAGAGUAAAAGCACACUUAACAAGAAGUUUUGCCUCCCCUUAGGCCAGGGGUGUCCAAACUUUGCAAAGAGGGCCAAAUUUGAUAAAGUGAAGAUGCCCGGGGGCCAAUAGUUCCUUCUGACAUUUUUUUCACCACAAAAGUUACAUGAAAAUAUACACGAUUAAGAACUAUUUUCAUUGUUACAAUUACCUUUAUUUUUCAAAUGGCAACAUAACCAAAUAUAAGCCACUCAGGCUUAUAAACUAUCCUGUCACAAAAUGCGGCUGAAAUCCAACACGUAGCUUGAUUAAGUUGUUUACAUGCUUACAUUCGGAGAGCAGCAUUUACAGAGGCUCUUUCAGUGCAAAAUAUUGUAGUGAUAUUAACGUACUGUAAACUUAGUAACUAAAUAAUUUUGAGUAAGAUAUGUCUUUAAAAGAGUACUGCUGACAAUAUAAAUUAACUUUGCUAUCUGAAUAAACAUACAAAGAACAUUGAUCACACAUUUAUCAAAUCCGUAGAGACAGGACAAUCAGCUCUCGGGUAAAAAAUGUUCCUUAAAAACGUAUUUAUGUUGCGUGUUAGCAGACCACUGUACUCCACACAUUUUAGUCCACACACUGCGAUCUCAUGGCGGAGAAAUAAAAACAAAACCUUCAUUGCAGCGCAUUUAUAAACACAACACUGACGACCCAUGUCUCUAAACAAUUCUUCUUCUUCCACUUCUUCCACAGGCGGAUGCUCGAGUGACGUCACUAUCGCUGUCACCGGACGGUAGCUUCGCUGCGUGUGUUUGGAGAUUAGAUUCGCAAUUUAAAUUUUUAUCAUAAAAUACCUCCUCAUUCACUAAAUAUUUAUCUCUCCUACUUAGGGUGAACAAUCCCUUAACACACUCAUACAAACAAAUCUACUUUUAAACGUUCUGUCUCUCGAGCAUCCGCCUGGUGUUUGUAGCUUUAGCCUGCUAGCACCGCUGGUCAGCUAAAGCUACCGACCUCUUUCAUUCACUUAUUUUCUCACUUACUGGCUUUGCUCUUCACCUUGUACAAUGUCGCUUGCAUGUCUGUCCUUGAGUGCAGGAGAAGCAUCGAUGGAGGCGCUGGAGCUGGAGCUGGAAGCAGUGGAGUCCCAGAUUUGCUCCCUUGAGACGAAGCGAGCAGGGCUCAGGGCUAAGCUCUUAACCCGUACUCGCUCGUCUGAGGUAAGUGUUCAAUACAAUAACAUUUUUCUUUCUUCCUCAACCCCGCGUGUUUCUCAGUCCGGCCCAGCGCACCGAGGGCGCAGCUCUCCCAGGCGUCGUUCACGCCGACACCCGGCUACCACGGCCCCUGGGUGCAGCCGCGUAAGGUGCUUACCGGGUCCCGGGGAAGAACGUCUCCUCCUCCGGUGUUCGAGAUCCCCACGGAGAACCGCUUCGCCCCUCUCCGCGAGACGGGUCGCGAUGUGGCCAUCACUGGCGACUCAAUCGUGCGCCACAUCCGCUCCGCUUCCUCCAAAGAUACCUACUAUCCUGAGCGCUGCCGAGAGCCUCGGUGCCGUCGUCCUCCACGUGGGGACGAACAACACCAGGCUCCGGCAGACGAAGAUCCUGAAGGAGGACUUCAGGAGUCUGAUCGAGACGGUUCGACGCACUUCGCCCGCCACGCAGAUCAUCGUUUCUGGACCGCUUCCUACCUACCGCCGAGGAAAUGAAAGGUUCAGUAGACUUUUUGCUCUGAAUGAAUGGCUAUUUAACAUGGUGUGAAGAACAGAAAUUGCUCUUUGCCAAUAACUGGAAUCUUUUCUGGGAGCAUCCUAGGCUUUUCCGCGCUGACGGGCUGCACCCCAGUCGAGCUGGAGCUGAACUCCUGUCGGACAACAUCUCCAGAAAACUUCGCUCUAUCUGACUAGUAAGUAAAAAUUCACAAAAUUCACAAUUUAGCCAUACAGAGUCCUAUUCGCCCCACAUAAAUAACAGUAAUGCAUACCUAGCUAACCCCAUAGAGACUGUGUAUGUUCCUCGCAUUAUUAGAUCAAGAAACAAACGUACUGUGUGCUCCAGAAAUAAUCUAUUAAGAAUUAAACCAGAAAAACCACUAAAAAGUGAAAAUACAAAUUUCAUGAAGCUUGGUCUCCUAAACAUCAGGUCACUAGCACCUAAAGCACUUAUCAUAAAUGAAAUAAUAACAGAUAACAAUCUUAAUGCACUCUGUCUCACUGAAACCUGGCUGAAACAAAAUGACUAUAUUAGUUUAAAUGAAGCAACUCCUCCAGGAUUCCUAUAUAAACAUGAGGCUCGUCAAACUGGUCGUGGUGGUGGCGUUGCAUCAAUCUUUAGUGAUAUUCUUAAUGUUAAUCAGAGAAACGGACUUAUGUUUGGCUCCUUUGAAGUAUUAGCGCUUAAUGUUAUGCUUCCAGACACUAUGCAAAAACCUAUGUUAUCUCUGGCUCUAAUCACCAUAUAUAGACCCCCAGGACCCUAUGUCAAUUUUCUAAAAGAGUUUUCUGAUUUUAUCUCUGACUUACUAGUUAAAACUGAUAAAAUACUAAUUGUAGGAGACUUUAACAUCCCCAUAGAUGAUGCUAACGACACAUUAGGGCUCGCGUUUAUGGACUUACUACAUUCACUAGGGAUAAAGCAAAAUGUUAUUGGUCCAACCCAUUGCCUAAAGCAUACACUAGAUCUAAUACUGUCUUAUGGAAUUGAGGUCAUUAAUGUAGACAUUAUACCACAAAGUGAUGAUAUUACAGAUCACUACCUCCUACUAUAUAAGCUGUGUUUACCUGAAAUUAGCAGAUCCGCUCCGAUAUAUCGUAGAACUAUUGUUCCAUCCACCAAAGAUGAAUUUAUAAAUAACUUACCUGAUCUUUCUCUAUUUCGAAUAGCACCCGCAAGCGCAAAUUACCUUGAUGUAGGAACCAGCAGUAUGGAUGCCAUCUUUACUAGCACUCUAAAUACUGUGGCACCCAUCAAACUAAAAAAGACUAGAGAGAAUAAAACUACACCAUGGUAUAAUAGUCAUACCCGCGCUCUCAAAACAGCAACCCGUGCCCUGGAACGUAAAUGGAAAAAAACUAAUUUAGAAGUCUUUAGAAUUGCGUACAAAGAGAGUAUGUCCAGCUAUAGGAGGGCUUUAAAAUCUGCCAGGGCUGAGCACCUCCGCCAACUGAUAGAAAAUAAUCAUAACAAUCCUAGAUUCUUAUUUAACACCAUUUCAGUGAUAAAUUCAUAGAUUCAUUUUUUCAGUGAUAAAAUAGAAGGCUUUUGACAGAAAAUAGGAGAUAUUAAACUUUCUGCACCGCCUUAUAUUUCAGGUCCAGUAAACAUUCCACUGAAUCAAAAUAACCUACAGUGCUUUAAAAUCAUAGAACAGGAAGAGCUAGAUAAAAUUAUAAAUAGCUCUAAACCAGCUACGUGUAUAUUGGACCCAAUUCCAACAAAAUUGACUGAAUGAACUGAAUGAACUCCCUAACUACAUCAGAACAGCAGAGUCACUUGCUGUCUUCAAGAAACGACUAAAAACGCAACUGUUUAGUCUCCACUUUCCUUCCUAAUCUGCAACUGCCUCUCUGGCUAUACCACUAACUGUGCCCUCUCUCUCUCUCUCUCUCUCUCUC